This is a messenger RNA of Lampris incognitus (smalleye Pacific opah), 1371 nucleotides long. It is a transcript of the gene gpn3, whose product is annotated as GPN-loop GTPase 3. The record is from RefSeq and is a predicted model, not a curated record. Lineage: Eukaryota; Metazoa; Chordata; Actinopteri; Lampriformes; Lampridae. Gene Ontology annotation, molecular function: GTPase activity. The transcript has 8 exons. The coding region runs from base 101 to 955 and encodes 284 amino acids.
AGAAGAAGAUGAUACAGUUGAGCGGCAACGGCGGCUAACUUUAGCGACACAAAUUCAGUGCUUUGAGGGAAUUACAUUAUAACAAAACCAGCGAGUCAAAAUGCCUCGUUAUGCACAGCUAGUGAUGGGUCCGGCAGGCAGUGGUAAGAGUACUUACUGUUCCACCAUGGUCCAGCAUGCAGAAGCCAUAAACCGAUCUGUCCAGGUGGUCAAUCUGGACCCUGCAGCUGAGCACUUUGACUAUCCUGUCAUGGCAGACAUACGUGAGCUCAUCCAGGUUGAUGACGUGAUGGAAGACGAGUCUCUUCGGUUUGGCCCUAAUGGAGGCUUAGUCUUUUGUAUGGAGUUCUUUGCCAACAACUUCGACUGGCUUGAGGAGAACCUAGGUCAUGUAGAGGAUGACUACAUACUGUUUGACUGUCCAGGUCAGAUAGAGCUCUACACACAUCUUCCAGUGAUGAGGCAACUGGUGGAACAGCUCCAGCAGUGGGAGUUCCGGGUCUGUGGUGUCUUCCUGGUAGACUCCCAGUUCAUGGUGGAGACUUUCAAGUUCAUCUCAGGUGUCAUGGCCGCCCUCAGUGCAAUGGUGUCAUUGGAGAUCCCUCAGGUUAAUAUUAUGACCAAAAUGGACCUGCUCAAUCCUAAGGCAAAGAAGGAAAUUGAAAAAUACCUGGACCCAGACAUGUACUCCAUGUUAGAGGAUAACUCUGUCAUCCCAAACAAAAAAUUCAAGAAGCUGACUGAAACCAUCUGUGAUCUGAUUGAGAACUACAGCAUGGUGAGAUUUCUGCCUUUUGACCGCACAGAUGAAGAAGGCGUCAACAUAGUACUACAACACAUAGACUUCUCUAUACAGUAUGGAGAGGAUCUGGAGUUCAAGGAGUCAAAGGAGGUUGAUCAAGAUCCUGGUAACCUAAAUUACGAUGAAUAUUUCCAAGACAAAGUGGAGAGCUGAGAUUUGGCAUAGCUCUCAACAUUAACAAAACAAAGAUCGUCUGUGGGAUAUGUAAAAGUUCAGAAAUAACACCUGAAGGUGAUAAAUUACACUUGAGCUGGAUAUGGAGCCGAGUAACCCACUGUUUUAUAAAUGCUUCCAAGACAAAGUGGAGAGCCGAGAUGUGACGCAAAACCAAGAACAACGCAAAAGAGACUGUGGGACAUCCGGGAGUGGAGACAAAACGAUCAACCACACCAGUUAUAAUGAUUGUGUCUGGAUCAUAUUUAUUCUCAGAGCUACAUUUUUUUUCUUCUAUUCUUGCUAUGUUCAAAGUAUGUCUCUAAUUUUACAUUAUAUAUUGGUCGUUUUGACUUUCAAGCGACGUCAGCAAGCGCCAUUUUUGAAUAAAAUUUUCAGCUUCCCUUGCAAGAUUG